This is a messenger RNA of Brassica oleracea var. oleracea, 761 nucleotides long. RefSeq names its product glutathione S-transferase F4-like. The transcript has 4 exons. Gene Ontology annotation, cellular component: cytoplasm. Lineage: Eukaryota; Viridiplantae; Streptophyta; Magnoliopsida; Brassicales; Brassicaceae. The record is from RefSeq and is a predicted model, not a curated record. Gene Ontology annotation, molecular function: glutathione binding; glutathione transferase activity. Bases 35 to 760 code for a protein of 241 amino acids.
UUACAUCAUUUAGUUGAAAACCCAUUAUAAAUCAAUGAGCUAUACAAGUAGUGUCUCGAUGGAUGACAGUACCAUGGUGUUCAACCUGAUGCCAAAUGCUGAUUUUGGUUACAAGGUCCAUGGCGAUCCUUUCUCCACCAACACAAGGCGUGUUCUAGCUGUUCUCCUUGAGAAAGGGAUCUCUUACGAGCCCAUUACCGUUAAUUUGAAAACCGGGGAGCACAAACGGGAAUCUUACCUCUCUCUCAACCCAUUUGGUCAAGUCCCAGUGUUUGAAGAUGGAAACAUUAAGCUAUGUGAGUCUCGAGCCAUCACACAAUACAUUGCAUAUGUGCAUAGCUCAAGAGGCACACAGCUUUUGAAUUUACAAAGCCACAAGACAAUGGGAACACUAACAAUGUGGAUGGAAAUCGAAGCUCACCAGUUCGAUCCAUUCGCAUCUGUACUCACUUGGGAGCAAGUCAUUAAACCUCUCUACGGUCUAGAGACUGACCUGACGGUCGUGGAAGAAAAUGAAGCUAGUCUAGAGAAUGUUCUAAAUGUCUAUGAAAAACGACUCGGAGAAUCUAAAUUCUUGGCUUGUAAUACCUUUACUUUGGUUGAUCUUCACCACUUACCCAAUAUACAAUACCUUUUGGGGACUCCAACGAAAAGAUUGUUUGAAAAUCGACCUAAAGUACGUACGUGGGUGGAUGACAUUACUGGCAGAGAGGCUUGGAAGCUGGCUUGUGAUCAUGACAAGUCGUGGUUUGGUAAGUAAA